UUUAUUAUCUUGUUUAUAACCUUAAUUCUGUUUUCCUAGGUCGAAAAAAUGGCCAAGAAAAAAUAUUUAGAUAGGACUGCACAAUCCAUAGUGUCUACUGGAAGUGAAAAAGUUUCCUUGUUGAAUAAAGAUUCUCGGUGGAAAACAGAUGAAGAAGGCAGUUCUAGCAGUGCUGGGACAGAUCUUGAACAUGGAGAAGCAGAGGCUGCCAAUGUUGGAUUCUGUAGAGUAUUUCUUCUGUCGAAGCCAGAUACAGGAAAGCUAGUUAUUGCUACUAUUGCAUUGCUGAUAGCGUCAACAACAAAUCUUCUCACGUAUAGCAUUCUCAUUUCACUUCCAAAAUUUGGUGGCAUGGUAAUUGAUAUUGUAUCAAGAGAAAUACGAACUCCUCAACAGCAAGCUGAAGCAUUAGAAGCUGUGAAAAAUACGAUAUUGGCUAUUAUCUUGAUAGUUGUUACCGGCUCUCUGUGCACUGCAUUACGGACAUGGCUGUUUUCUUCAGUCAGUGAAAGGGUUGUUGCUCGUCUGAGAAAGAAUUUGUUUAGUCACCUUAUCCAGCAAGAAAUUGCAUUCUUUGAUGUGACUCGAACGGGAGAACUGUUAAGCAGGCUAUCAGAAGACACUCAAAUAAUUAAAAAUGCUGCAACUAUCAACCUAUCAGAAGCUUUAAGAAACCUAACAACUGCACUUAUUGGGAUUGGAUUCAUGUUCUCAUCAUCCUGGAAGUUGACAUUGCUGUCUCUUGUUGCUGUGCCUAUCAUUUCCAUCGGUGUUCGUAAAGUUGGGUGCUAUCUAAGGGAGCUGUCACAUGAAACUCAAGCAGCUGCUGCAGUAGCUGCCUCCAUUGCUGAGGAAUCUUUUGGGGCCAUCAGAACAGUGAGAUCAUUUGCAAAAGAACAAUAUGCAAUAUCAGGUUACUCAGACAAGGUUGAUGAGACCCUUAAGCUAGGACUUCGACAAGCAAAAGUGGUUGGUCUAUUUUCGAGAGGGCUAAGUGCAGCAUCAACUUUGUCGGUUAUUAUCGUGGUGAUUUAUGGAGCUUAUUUGGCUAUUACAGGCUCCAUGACUGCAGGAUCUCUUACAUCCUUCAUUCUUUAUAGCCUCACAGUUGGUUCAUCGAUAUCGUCUCUAUCAGGUUUAUAUACAACAGCAAUGAAAGCGGCAGGAGCGAGUAGGAGGGUUUUUCAGCUUCUAGAUCGCGUCUCAAGCAUGGCUACAUCAGGAGACAAGUGCCCUAUACGUAACCCUGAUGGAGACGUUGAACUGGAUGAUGUAUGGUUUGCUUACCCUUCUCGCCCAAGUCAUAUGGUACUCAAGGGUAUAUCGCUAAAAUUGAGACCAGGAUCAAAAGUUGCUCUUGUUGGUCGGAGCGGGGGAGGAAAAACAACAAUUGUUAACUUGAUAGAGAGGUUCUAUGAUCCACUUAAGGGGAAGAUACUGCUAAAUGGUGUUUCUUUGGUGGAAAUAUCACAAGAAUCUUUACACAAAAAGGUUAGUAUAGUGAGCCAGGAACCUGUUCUUUUCAACUGUUCAAUAGAAGAGAACAUUGAAUAUGGGUUCGAUGGCAAAGCAAGCAGCACUGACAUAGAAAAUGCAGCUAAAAUGGCUAAUGCUCAUGACUUUGUAGAAUCCUUUCCGGAUAAAUAUCAAACUGUAGUCGGAGAACGUGGACUAAGGUUAUCUGGAGGGCAAAAGCAGAGAAUAGCAAUUGCCAGGGCCUUGCUGAUGGACCCUAGAGUUCUGCUUCUUGAUGAAGCUACUAGUGCUCUAGAUGCCGAGAGCGAAUACCUUGUACAAGAUGCUAUGGAUUCUUUGAUGAGAAGCAGGGCAGUACUUGUAAUAGCACAUAGGCUAUCUACCGUGAAAAGUGAAGACAUAGUUGCUGUUGUUUCUGAUGGCCAAAUUGCAGAAAGUGGAAGCCAUAAAAAGCUUCUUGUCAGUGAUGGAAUUUACACUGCUCUUGUUCGACGACAAUUACAAGCUCCAACAAACUGAAAGUUGUAUCAGGGACAAUGCAAUAUGAAUAAAUCGUGCACGCGCUGUGGCAAAUUCAAGAUUUAUGCGGGCUGAUUGAAUUGUGUGUUCGUGUUGUGUUGUGUGAACCUGCAGCUCGAAAGAGAACAAAGAGAUUGACUGGGUAGUAGAGUCGUGGAUACGAUUGUUUCUUCCAUAUUUUACACUAUGUAUGAAUGGAAUGAACGGCAUAAACAAGAAUUCUUUUAACAGCAAACAAUCAGUUUAAAAAUUUACCAUUAAGAAAUACUGAAUUCUCU
Molecule: messenger RNA, 2273 nt
Organism: Capsicum annuum
Lineage: Eukaryota; Viridiplantae; Streptophyta; Magnoliopsida; Solanales; Solanaceae
Product: ABC transporter B family member 27
Exons: 17
Coding region: 49-1995 (648 amino acids)
Biological process (GO): transmembrane transport
Cellular component (GO): membrane
Molecular function (GO): ATP binding; ATP hydrolysis activity; ABC-type oligopeptide transporter activity
Source: RefSeq, a predicted model, not a curated record